This is a messenger RNA of Aspergillus nomiae NRRL 13137, 570 nucleotides long. RefSeq lists its product as uncharacterized. The transcript is spliced from 3 exons. The coding region runs from base 1 to 570 and encodes 189 amino acids. The record is from RefSeq and is a predicted model, not a curated record. Lineage: Eukaryota; Fungi; Ascomycota; Eurotiomycetes; Eurotiales; Aspergillaceae.
AUGGCCUUUCCUCCAGCUUCCGCUGGGCCCAAUGCAGUUAGAGCCUAUCUCUCUGAUAUCCUCGUCGCUAAGCAUGACGCGACCGCAGACUUCGCCAACGAAGUAGCUAGUCGCUGGCAAUUAGGUCGACCAAAUGACCUGCGCCAUGCAUCUACCGGGACCUUCGAACGGGUUUUUGGAAAAGACGUUGGGAACUUUCUAUACCGAAGCGUCCAAGAGGAUAUCCGGGAGCAGCGGUACAGCUCUACCGCCGGGGUAUUUAAUUCCUGGGUGUUGGUCUGCUCCGUAGUGGUCUCUGUGUUCUUUCUCAUUCGGGCAACACGCGCAAGUGCAUCUUCCGCGAGUGCUGCGGCCUUGCGCUACGCCGGGCUAGCCUUUGGGCCGCCGAUGGUCUUCUGUGGAGUGCAGGACCAUUACAGUCAGUGGCAGUUUGCUCGCCUUUUUCUCGGUGGAAUUGUAUGCUUCUUGACUUUUCUCGCGUUUCUGGUUGCUUCCACAGACCCGUAUAUGGAGAAGCAGAAGAUAGAAACAGGAGGCAGAAGGCAGGGCAAAGUGGAACGGAAAGAGUAG